UAAAUUUACGGUGGAAUGGGUUUCUCUGAAGAAUUGCAGAGUAUUUGCAGAAUUGUGAACAAGAAUCAUUUCGAUAGAAUAUGCAAUCUUCUCGAGGAACCUGGUGUCGCAGCUUCCAUUGUCUACGGUGGUUCACUCGACCGAGAAAAUUUGAUGAUUGAGCCCACAAUUUUAUUGGAUCCUCCACUAGAUGCUCAGAUUAUGACUGAAGAAAUAUUCGGGCCUUUGCUACCAAUCAUCACACUCGAUAAAAUUGAAGAAAGCAUGUGGUGUUCCUCCGGGAAGAAAACUAAGAGAAACCCAUUCGGCCAUUCCCAUUCUCAGCCAAUUGCAGAUUUUCCCACACGUGUGGAAGAUUCCGGUCAAAAUGGCCUGAAUAUUCCAAUUUUGAGGCACCGUGCAACAAAAACCGGAGUUUAG
This is a messenger RNA of Erythranthe guttata (spotted monkey flower), 420 nucleotides long. The record is from RefSeq and is a predicted model, not a curated record. Lineage: Eukaryota; Viridiplantae; Streptophyta; Magnoliopsida; Lamiales; Phrymaceae.